CUACUCCUCCGCGCCUGCUGUUCACCACGAAUGAGUGUACACCCAGGCUUGCGCGAAAAGCUGUUCGAUUCUGUUUGUAGCCAGUCUAUCCUGGGCUCCCCCUUGAGCCAUUGUGAAGUGAUUCUGGAACAUUUUUCUCCUAGCUCUACUAGCUGCCGAGCCCAUCGCUGAUCGCUGAUUGUCGACCGUAGAUCGUGUGGCGCAUCAGUCCGUCUCUCUGCGCGCUUGUUACCUCCGUGUUGUUGACCUCGUUUCCUACCCUCAUGGUUUCUUGAAUCUCUCUUUCCGUGGGCUACAUGAUUCGUUGCAUCGGCUCAGAAGCCUCGAGCUGAGGCCUCGGAGCUUCUUCUUGGAAUCAGCCUGGCCCCCUCUUGCAGCCCGCCAUGAAUCCCGCGGCGUCGCACCACCAGUCGUCGCGAUCGCUAGGCGCUUCCGCCGCGCCUCUCUACCCCUCCGCCGCAUCCUUCCCCGCGGCUUCCGCUCCCCCGCCCUCUUCCGCCUCCUCCACCCUCUCCUACCCCGCCCUCCCCUCCUCCCACGCGCGCUUUCCCCCCUCGUCCCCAUCCUCCGCCGACCCAUACUCUUCCGCACCACUUCGCUUCCCUCCGCGUCGUUCCCCCUCUUCCGUCACCGCCUCCGCCUCAUCCUCCGCCUCCAUGAGCCUCGUGUGGAACCUCAGCCGCGGCAUCUGCGCGUCGUGUCUGGCGGCGUCGCUUUUCGCCGCGCUCGUCUGCACGUCGCUCCCCUUCGCCAUGCUGCUCGUGUGGCGGCUUGCGCCCAACCCCUUCGACCAGACCCGCCUGCUGCUCUUCGACUUCCGCCAGCCCGAGCCGUACGCCGUCGCCUCUUUCCUUCCGCGCCCGCAUACCCUCCUCCCCCCUCCGCCAGACCCGCCGCACUCCCCCGGCUCAUCUUCCGCCCGAGCAGGCGCGCAACCAGGGCGGUUCUUCUCCGCCGCUCCUCCGCGCCUGCUGCAGCGGGGCCAGCGCUACGAGGCGGUUCUCCGCCUGCGCCUCCCCGAGUCCGACCACAACCUCGCGCUCGGCAUGUUCCAGGUUUCCGCGCACGCGCUUUCCGCGGAUCACUCCAUCCUCUCCGCCAACUCGCAGCCCGCCACCCUCAAGUUCCGCAGCCGCCCCAUCCGCGCGCUGCGCACGGCGCUGCUCGCGGUCCCCUUCUUCCUGGGCUUCCGCGAGGAGGCGCAGCGGCUGGAGCUGCGCGUGCUGCGCGGAGUCGAGGGGAAAGCGCCGGUGGCGGCUGUGCGCGUGAUGCUGGAGCCGAAGGCGGGCGCGGGGUCGGGCGCGGGGCUUCCGCAGAUCUACGAGGCGGAGCUGCGCCUGCGCGCGGUUCUGGGGGGCGCGGGGGGGCUGUGGCUGCUGGCGUGGCGGGUGAUGCUGUUUGCUGUGUGCGCGGCAGCGAUAUUCGGCGUGCAGGCGAUGGUGCUGCUGGUGUGUUGCGGAGGGGUGAUGGUGCGACUGCUGUGGCAGGGGGGGAACAAGGAGCGGGAGUCAGAGAGAGCCCUGGGGCGCAUGGGGAGCGUGGGGAGCAUGGGCGAGGUUGCUGGGCGGGAGGGAAGGGGCAUGAGGGAAGACUCUAGGGAGCGAGACAGCGCUGGCAGCAUCAGCGGCGUUAGUCCCUAUGCGCUCGCCUUCUCCUCCCGCCCCUCUGCCCCACUUCCUCCUUCCCACAUCGCUCCAGCUGCAUCUUCCGCCUCUGCUGCUGGUUUCCCCCCUGGCGCUGCGUCUGCGUCCUCGGCGCCCUUGGAUGCGAGCGAGGAGGUGCUGAGGCCAGUGUUCAUGCAGGGGGGGGAGAGGGGCAGGGGGAAGGGCAAGGCGGAGGAGGUUGACGAAGGGGAGCGCGCGGGGAUGGAUUCUCUGAGGGACGAGGGCGCGAUUGCGGGGAGGGUGAGGGCGUGGAUGGGGGAAGGCAGCGGCAGCAGCAGCAGCAGCAGCCUCGGCAUUGGAUCUUCUACACCUGUUGCUACCGGCCCUGCUGCCCCUGCUGCCUUGCGCAUACCUCUGCACCCGCCUUCGGUUGGUCUUGCCCCCUCUGCUGCCCCUCCUCUUGGACGGCCCUUGGGGGGAGACGAGAGGGGUGUGGGGAGGGAGGCGGAAGAGGAGGGGGUGGAAGGGGUGGAGGGAGUGAGAGUGGGUGAGGGGGAGGAGGAGGGGAGUGACGAGGAGAUAGAGUCGCUGCUAGCAGCAGGGAAGGAGUUGCUGAGAGACAGGAGCAGGCAGGUGCCGGGGGGGGAGCAGAUGGCCACGUGGCAGGAGGGGGGAGGAGAAGAGGAGGGAGGAGAGGGAGAGGAGGGAGGUGAGGAGGAGGGGGAAGGAAGUGAGGUGUGGAGGCCUGGGCUGAGGCAAAGACGGGCAGGAGUGGGGCGAGUGGAGGGGCAAUCGUUGUUGGAAGCACCAUCAGCACCCCUUGGCAUGCCUUCAGCACCCUUGGGGCAGCAGUCAGUGCCAGCAGCGAUGGGGAGGCAAGGCGUGGCAGAGGCAGUGCAGGUGUCGCAGGCUGCAGCAGAUGCAGCGUUCCGAUCCGCAGUGGUGGCUGCAGGCGCGGUUGCAGGGGAGAGGGGAGGGGAUCUGCGGGGAGAAGGGGGAGUUGGAGAUUUGGGGGGUGGUGGGAGAGGGGGCGGAGAGGAGUGGGAAGAGGCAGAAGGGAGUGAAGGUGAAGAGGAGGAAAGGAGAUAUGAGGAGGUAGGGGAGGGGGAAGGGGAAGAGGAGGAGGGGGGAGAGAGUGGGGAGUUUGAGGAUGUAUGGGAGGGUGGAAGUGGAGGGGAGGAGGAAGAAGGGGAGGAGGAGGACAGGAUGGUAGGGGGGGUAGAUGCAGCUGCAGCAGCAGCAACGGUAGCAAUGGUUGGGCUGGGGCAGGAGAGGAAGCAGAAGCAGGGUGAGAGGGAGAAGGACAAAGGGGAGAGUGUGUGGGUGCUAGGGGCUGGAGCAGCAGAGUGGGAUGAGGGUGAGAGUGAGCACGGGGAGCGAGGGGCGGACAAGCAGAGGGAGACUGAUAAGUAGGAAAAGGGCGAGGGACCAUACUUGUUACGAAGAUGGUUGUGAUGAUGGCUGGGAGUGUGUGGUUGUAUGCUUUAGGGACUGGUUUGUGGUUGGUGCAAGGCACGAGUGUAGCAGAUGUUGUGGUUAUCAGAGUUAGAAUGAAUGACCAGAAUGAGGCAAACAAGGUGGUUUUUGUCAACUUAUACAUAUGUUGCUAUGUAGAAGUUAUAGGCUAGAUAGUUGUAUGUUGUUAGAGGGUGUUGGAAAUAUCUCGAGGACUUA
Molecule: messenger RNA, 3278 nt
Organism: Closterium sp. NIES-67
Lineage: Eukaryota; Viridiplantae; Streptophyta; Zygnematophyceae; Desmidiales; Closteriaceae
Source: the annotation of a GenBank genome assembly